AUGGCAUUGGGUAUGAAUGAUGAAUUGCCAAAUCGUGAAGACGCUGAACAAUUCUAUCAAGAAUAUGAUCCAAUAGAAGUCAUAGGAAGAGGUUCAUCAUCGGUUGUUUUUAAAUGUGUAGAAAAAGAAACAAGAACAGAAUAUGCUUGUAAAAUAAUGAAAUUUAAUGAUAAUAAUGAACAUGAACGUGCAGCAAUAUUAUAUGAAGUUCAAAUGUUGAAAUUAGUUGGUAAACAUCCAAAUAUUAUUGAUAUAGUCGCAUCAUUUGAAACACCAAAUUAUGUAUUUAUUUUUAUGGAAUUAUGUCCAAAUGGAGACUUAUCUGAUUAUCUUACUGAAGAUAAGCGUUUAUCAGAAAAACGUACACGUCAAAUAAUGUCCAGUAUAUUAAAUGCAGUUAGUCAUUUACAUUCUCAUCAUAUUGUUCAUCGAGAUUUAAAACUAGAAAAUGUUUUAAUGGAUUCAAAUAUGAAUGUUAAAAUAAUUGAUCUUGGUUUUGCAGUACAAAUAUCAGAAAAUAAAUCAUUAUAUGAUCAUUUUGGAACACCUAGUUAUAUGGCACCUGAAUUACUUCGAUGUUCUCCACAUAAUGGUAUGCCUGGUUAUGGGCUUCCAGCGGAUUUAUGGGCGUGUGGUGUUAUAUUAUAUAGAUUACUUAGUGGUUUCUUACCUUUCCCGAAUAGAAAACAACAUUUAAUGUUUCGUAUGAUUAAGGAAGGUCAAUAUACAAUGACUGGCUCUGAAUGGAGUAAUGUUUCUAAAACAGCAAAAGAUUUAAUUCGUCAUCUAUUAGAUAUUGAUCCAUCUGAACGUUAUACAGCUGCACAAGCACUACAACAUUCAUUUUUUAAUAAUGAACGAAUACGAUUUAGAGAUUUUAUGGCUAAAAGAACACUUAAAGCACAUAUUGUACUUAUUUGGUCAAUACAUCGUUUAAGAACAUUACAUUAUACACCACAACCUAUACGAAGAGAAGAAUUAUUAGAAAGUCCAUAUCGAUUUAAAUUUUAUCGUAAAAUGGUUGAUUCUGCAGCUUUUCUUCUAUAUGGACAUUGGAUAAAGAAAGAUGAAGAUCAAAAUCGUGCAAUAUUAUUUCAAACAGAAGAAAAAUUUGAUCUUGCUCAUCAGGAAUCAGAAUUAUUUGAUUUACAACGUCAGAAUGAAGCUGAUGAAGGAUAUACUCUUCGAUAA
Messenger RNA from Adineta steineri, 1191 nucleotides. Lineage: Eukaryota; Metazoa; Rotifera; Eurotatoria; Adinetida; Adinetidae. The record is from the annotation of a GenBank genome assembly.